Molecule: messenger RNA, 3329 nt
Organism: Bursaphelenchus okinawaensis
Lineage: Eukaryota; Metazoa; Nematoda; Chromadorea; Rhabditida; Aphelenchoididae
Source: the annotation of a GenBank genome assembly
AUGGCUUCAAAGGGCGCGCGGAACGUAAGUUUUUCGAAUUUUGAUUUAAAAAAUUAAUUUUCUAAUUAAGUUUUAAUUUAAAAAAUUAAAACUUAAUUAGAAAGAGCGUAUUUUACAUUAUUUUUGUUAAUAUUACAGUAAUUUACUAGUUUAAACCACUUUUUUGCCGCUGAAAGGCUUUUCGUUGUGGGACCCGAACGUUAUGGGAAUGAAACGUUAAGAAUGCAUACAAUUUCACGUUUUGCGCGUGAAGAAUGCAUAACAUUUCACGUCUUACGCGUGAAAAUGCAUACUUACGUUUUGUGUACACAACGGUUGUGUUCCUUCAAAAUUUUUUAAAAUUCAAGGCAAUUAUCUUUCUCAACCGCAAGUCUACCUUUUUUUGAAGAAAUCAGAUACUUUUACAUUAUACUUUUUUAUCUACAUUCUACUUACGGUUUUUCAACGUAUUUCCACAGAUUUUUGAACUUUAAGACAUUAGCUUUAUAUUACACAUGAUAAAUUGUUACACUAGAUGGAACCUUCCGAGGAAUCAAUGUUUUGAUUUGCGGAAUAGAUGAAAAAUUGUUGAAAAGUGAUUUUUGUUAUGAGGAUUUGUUUUUGUAAAAGGUUGAACGUUCUUUGACACCAAAAAUUAUAUUACACUAGGUGGUUGGUCGGAAAUGAUUAUAACUUGUGGAUUUUUGGGUAUGAUAACAUGUUUUUGGGGUCAAAAUAUUGAAGAAACUUUGGACAUUGUUUUAGGUUCAUAUUGUUUGGUGUUUUGAGGUACAAGUGUUUGAAAAUGGCAUUAAAAGUUUAUGUUGUUUUAUAUAUUGAUAUUCUUGAUGGUUACUUUGAAAAUGGUCAUAACUUAACACUUACUUAUUGUUAUAAAAUGGGUUUAGGCUUUAAAGAUGCGCUAUAUUUUGAACAUUAUUAUCUAAAAAUUUCUUUUUGUUCCAUCAAUGUUAAGAUACCUAAAACAAUAUUUUCCUAAACACAUAACUUUCAGAUUAUAUUAUCCGUUGCGAUAACAUUCUUUAUUGCGUCAUGUACGACUGUGGCAAAUCAGCUAGCCAAAAAUGCUUUAACCUACGACAAGGAAAAGUUUGCCGCCCCAUUUUUCAUGGCUUGGUUUGGGACCUUGUUCAUGAUACCACUAUAUCCCAUCUACUUUUUGAUUCGGAAGAUCUUCACCAAGGCUUCUAUGGACGAAAUCAAUGGAGAGGCUUUUGAAAUCUUGGAGGGCAAGGAUGCAAGUGUUUUAGCUUUUUGUUUUUUGAAGUUUAGGUAUACUUAUCAGUCUGGAAUUCAUAAAAAUUGGUGCAAUUAGGUAUCUAUUUAAAUAAAAAUGGUAUUUUUUGACGAAAACUGGUUUUUUUGAAGUAAAACUCUUAUUUUAGGGCCGAAUCUACAAAGAGCUAGUUCUAGGCUUAGGAUCAUUCACAUUUCUGAUUCUUUGGACUGGACCACCAUAUCUAUUUGGAGUUAGCGUGCAAUUUAUUUCUGUGUCGGCAGCUACUGGAAUCGGAAGUUUGAGUGCUGCGAUGGUAUUUCUCUUCAGUAUUAUCUUCUUGGGAGCUGAAUUCAGCUGGUUUAAGGUAUUUUUUUGUUUUUAUGUUGGUUUUUAGGUAAAAACUUCUGAUUCUUAGAUUAAAAAGGUCAGAAACAUGGGUUUUUGGUCUAAAAAUAUGUUGUAGUAGAUAAAACCGAUUUCGUUUUAGGCUGCAGGUAUUGCUGUGAGUAUUGCUGGUGUUGUACUGCUCAGUUUGGACGGGAAUUUUACUGGAAGUGUCCUUGGUGUUUGUCUUAUCCUUCUUUGGGCUUUCAUCACUGCUGUCUAUAAUGUAAGUUCAAUUCGUAAAGUUUUGUUACCUAAAAUAUUAAAUUUUAAAAUUUUGUUAGCUAAAACAUUACAUUUUAAAGAUUUGUUGCCUAAAAGAUUAAAUUUGAAGAUUUUGUUACCUAAAACACAAAUUUUAAAGUUUUAUUAGCUAAACAAUCAAAUUUUAAUGCUUUGUUACCUAAAAAUCAAUUUUCAUUUAUAAAAUCAAAAAUAUUGUUACCUAAAACCUAAAAAUUUCAGACAGCCUUCAAGAAGGUAUUUGGAGACUUGUCUCUAGCACAAGUCUUGUUUUACCAAAGUCUACUCGGCCUAGCCGACUUUAUCUGGAACACCAUACCGAUGUUAGUCUUGGCCUUCUUUGACUACGACAGAAUCGUGUGGGAAUCCAUUCCAUGGUUGCCGGUUAUUGGAAAUGGCAUUGCUGGUGUUGGUAAGUCAUAAUAUCUUUUGGUAGGGCGUUUUUUUUUGUUGGAGAGGGGUGUUUUUUCAUUAUUUUGUAAAACAGGGGCGUUUUUUAGCGAUUUUUUGGGGGAAAAUCGUUUUUUUUUGUUUUUAAAUUUCGAAAAAAAAUUUUUUUUUGCCAAUAGUGGUAGUAUAGACUAUUUUUAAGCUGUUGGCACAAUUUUUCAAAGGUAUUUGAUAAGAAAUUGCAUUUAAGGGAGUUUGGAGGCCAGUAAUAUCACUUUUUUGGCAAUUUUUAGAUAAAAAAUGAUUUAAAAAAGAUUUUCAAUGAAGAAAAGUUGAAUUUUAAAAAAUUUUCUUUGUAAAAUACGAAAACGUGUUAAUGGUCAUUUUUAGCCUUUGCUUUUGGAGCAAAUCUGGGUAUAGCAAUGCUUAACCCAUUGGUCGUGUCCAUCGCUUUUCUGGUCGGAAUCCCAAUGAAUGCUGGUAAGUGAGGGGUAGAAAAAGAUUGAAAUUGGUAAUAAAACAAAGGUUCAUGAGGUAAUUCUUUACAAAAAAAAUGGUGAGAACUUUCUUUACAAAAUAAGAAACGCAAGAAUUUUCUUUAUAAAUUAUAAAAUGGCAACAACUUUCUUUACAAAACAAAAAGUGGCAAGAACUUUAUUUACAAAACAAAAAAUGGCAAUAACUUUCUUUACAAAUCACAAAAUGGCAAGAACUUAUUUACAAAGCACAAAAUGGCAAGAACUUUCUUUACAAAACAAGAAAUUUAUUGUUAGCCUUGCCAGACCUAGUAGACUCAUUCUAAAUACCUUCAAGGCCAAAAAAAAAUUUUUAAUUUUUUUUAUUUCGACUGUAAAAUUGAAAAAAAUGUGUUUUUCAUCUCCCAAAACGCCCUAUUCUAGCUGUGGACAUCAUAUUCCGUGGCCUGGACGCAGGUCCUCUGGUCUACAUUGGAGGCGUCCUCAUUGCCAUCGGCUUCUGCUUCACCAGCCUUCCAUUCGACGACUGGAUCCGAAAGUUGACGGGCAAAAAGGAAAAAGAUGCGGAAAGCGACAUCAAAGACAGCAAAGACACCAAAUCAUCCGAUCUAUCUUAA